Messenger RNA from Dermatophagoides farinae (American house dust mite), 1844 nucleotides. RefSeq lists its product as uncharacterized. The record is from RefSeq and is a predicted model, not a curated record. Gene Ontology annotation, molecular function: oxidoreductase activity. NCBI's taxonomy places the organism in Eukaryota, Metazoa, Arthropoda, Arachnida, Sarcoptiformes, Pyroglyphidae.
AAUUUUUUUUUCAUUUCAUAUUUGGUCAUAUAGUUGCUGCUACAUUCUUUGUGUGAGUACAAUUUUCCUUUUUCGACAAUUCAAUGAUUCUAGAGAUGAAACAUUUUCUCAAUAAAAAAGAAUCGAUUCAAAUUUUAUCCAAAAUAAUGUCAUUCGUGAUGAUGUUUCAAAUAAUUUUCCUCCAUUGUCAUAGAAGAGUUAUCUUGGAUUCUUUCGAAAUUCUUCUUCCAUUCUAUUUUCGUUCUUUCCUUCCUUUUGCAUAUUGAAUUCUUUUUUUCUUUUUAUCAAACCAUAGACCAGGCAAGAUAGAAAACUAUUGAUGAAAUUUGCAUUUUUUUCACUCCACAAACAUCGUUCUGCAUUUAAUGAAUAAUUCAUAUAUAUAUAACCAAUGCCUAAUGGCAAGACAUUCACAUUCACAUUCCUCAUUAAUGCAAAAACAGAAAUUUUAAAAUUUUUUCGAAAUUUUCACAAUCGGACAUGGCAACAUCUGGUGUGAUUGGUAGAAACUUCUAAGUUUAAACAUUUUUCAAAUAAUAAAAAUCAGUUAGAUUCGAUUUAGAUGAUGAAAUGGCUUUUCUGUUUAAUUUUUUAAUGGAAGAAACGAUGCUAAAAAUAACGAUAACUAAAUUUCACAGGCUGGCCAUUUAUAAAACCAGUUUCGUUUUACCUGAGGAACGCUUGGUUGUAUAUGUGUGUGUGUGUGUGUGUGUGUGUGGGUAUGUGACCUCAAAACCCGAAAUCAGUGUUACGUUGUCCAGUACACAGGCCAUUCUCAUAUCAGGUGAUUAUAUUUCUGUGUGUAUGUGUGUGAUAUAUAAAUAUAUUAUGUAACGUAAAAAAUGUCGAUUCUUGAUGAAUCAUCACUGGAAACAUUCGAAGAACGUGGAUCACGAUUACUUGUUAGCCACGCGAAAACUGAUCAUGACCAGAAUCAUUUACCAGUAUGGUUUAAUCUGGAAAAAUUUUGUCGUAUCAAACCACUUGUGAAUCAAUAUUUUUUCAGUAUAUUUUUCACCCAUCUUUCCGGAUUAUUAAUAUUGAUUUUUGUUCGUUCCAUUUAUCAAACAUUAUCAUUGACGGGUAAAUCGAAGAAUCUAUCGGCCACAUUUUAUCGUUAUUUGCAUACAUGUUUACAUGUUAAAAAAUGGUAUGAAGGAAAGAUUUGGAUCAAAAAUGAUGAUGCAUAUGAAUCAUUACAAAUGGUUAAAACCAUGCAUCAAACAGUUUCGAAUAUUCAAAAUAAAGGUAAAAAUGAUGGUGAAAACGAAAUGGCCAUUUCGAUACGUGAUAUGACAUUGACACAGUUUGCAUUUGCCGGAUUAUUUGUUCUUUACCCACACAAAUAUGGCUUCAGUACGAAAAAAGAAGAUAUUGAAACGAUGAUUUAUUUCUGGUCCGUUAUCGGUUAUAUGCUUGGUAUCGAUGAUGACUAUAAUCUUUUUAUCGGUGAUUAUGAAACGAUUCGACAGAGAUGUCACAGGAUUUUGGAUCAAUAUUUUCGUCCAUCAUUGUUGGCCUACGAACGAGACAGUGUUCAGAUGGCAGAUCAAAUAAUUCAAUCAACAAAUCAAUUCAUACCUGGAUUACGAUAUAAAUCAUACAUGAAAUUCAUAUGGAAAUCAUUAGCAAUGGACAAGGAAUGGCCAUCCAAACCUUUGAAUCGUGAACAACAAUUCUGGUAUUUUGCAAAAAAGAUGAUCAUUGAAAAGUUCUAUUAUUUCUGGGCUGUUAGAUUCGCUCUAAAUCAAUUAUUACGUUUCACAUUGUUCACUAUGCAAUUUAGUUUUCUACAACGAUUGAAAACAAAUCAAUUGGCUCAUAUCGAUCAACAAAUUCAAUGA